AUGAAGACAUUGUUGUGGAUUACAACGACGCUUCUCAUCCUGCACGUGUCAAAUUCAUACAUUCUCCUCACUGCCAACAUGGAGGAUGUACACUCACUAGCCACACAGUUGGCUUCAUCGCCAGUCGUCGACCAGAUCAGCAAAAUAUGGCGACGCGCUUCUGACCAGUUUCGGAGGGAAAUCAAUCGUGAUACAAGAAGACGUGGAGAUAGCAGUGACAAAGAAGAUUUGAGCGAAGAUGAAGACGCUACAAGAAAAAUUGUAAAGAAUAUCAUCGAAUUUGGGAAGAAAAAUGGUUACCUCGGCCCUAUCAAACGCGCCUUUGAGGCCAUUGAUCCGAAAUGAAGAUUCGUUCAAAAAAUAAACCUGAUUAAAUAUUAUAUAUGAUAUAUAUGAUUAUCUGAUAUAUAAUAUAU
Molecule: messenger RNA, 416 nt
Organism: Melitaea cinxia (Glanville fritillary)
Lineage: Eukaryota; Metazoa; Arthropoda; Insecta; Lepidoptera; Nymphalidae
Exons: 3
Coding region: 1-345 (114 amino acids)
Source: RefSeq, a predicted model, not a curated record